Liolophura sinensis is the source of this 4170-nucleotide messenger RNA. RefSeq names its product beta-1,4-galactosyltransferase 3-like. The transcript has 8 exons. The record is from RefSeq and is a predicted model, not a curated record. Lineage: Eukaryota; Metazoa; Mollusca; Polyplacophora; Chitonida; Chitonidae. Gene Ontology annotation, cellular component: Golgi apparatus. The coding region runs from base 184 to 1233 and encodes 349 amino acids. Gene Ontology annotation, biological process: carbohydrate metabolic process; glycosphingolipid biosynthetic process. Gene Ontology annotation, molecular function: galactosyltransferase activity; N-acetyl-beta-glucosaminyl-derivative 4-beta-N-acetylgalactosaminyltransferase activity.
GACGGAUGUUUUUGUAUUCGGUUUGAAAGACCUGAUGUUUUGGUGUCAAAUAUCAUUAAAUCUCUUGGAAGGCUACACGAUGGUUUGUUGGCAUCCUAGUUCCAUAUAGAGCUACGUUUCCGGCCUGUCGACGUGUGGGCAAAAAUUUCACUCUCCUUAUAAGGUUCAGACGGCGUACUGGUGAUGCAGUUCCGUUUUGGGAGGCUGAAAGCCCUGGGGCUCUUUCUCUUGGUGUGUCUCUACGUGGGUCUGGUGCUUUUCUCCCUCUUCAACUAUCGAAGCCAAUGUAAAACCUCCAUGCCCUACCACAGCAUUACAGAAGGCUUAAGAGCAGACCAGGCGAACAUGGGCAAAUGCUUGGUGGACCUGGACUCUUUAGGGUUGGCCAAGAUCAAUAUCUUCCAUUCUCCCACCUUUUGUGCGAUAGAACACAAUAACACAGAUGUAAAAGAAGGCGGUACCUGGCAACCAUCCAACUGUGAAUCUCUGCAGAGGGUGGCAAUAAUUGUUCCUUACCGAGACCGUGAGCAGCACCUUCGGAUUCUGUUGAAUCGCCUUCAUCCAAUGUUACAGAAACAGAGGAUUCACUACCGAAUAUUUGUAAUCGAGCAGUUUGGCAACGAUCUCUUCAAUAGAGGAAAGCUGAUGAACGUUGGUUUCAAAGAAGCCCUGAAAGUAGGACACUUCGACUGUUUUAUUUUCCAUGACACUGAUCUCAUUCCUGAAAACGACAAAAACCUUUAUCUCUGUGAUCAAGACGCCCGUCAUUUAUCUUCUGCCAUUGAUGAAAUGAGAUACCAUGUGAUGUAUUAUAACUAUGCUGGAGGAGUAAUUGCCAUGAAUCGAAAGAAUUUUAUAAAAAUUAACGGGUAUUCCAAUAUGUAUUGGGGUUGGGGAAACGAAGACGAUGAUCUAUCAGCAAGAACUCAAGAAAAGGGAUUGCUUCUGACACGACCUCCCGAGCACAUAGGCCGGUAUAAGAUGGUCCGUCAUACCAAAGCCUCUAGGGCCGAGCACGGGAACGAGCUGUUUCUAGGCUGGCGUGGUCGUUGGUAUCAUGACGGUCUGAAUGCGCCGUAUGGUAUGAACUACACCGUGAUCAAGCAGACAAACCUAACGCUGUACACGAACGUCACGGUGAACCUGGGCCCAUCCGACAACCAUAUGAUAGACCCCACCAAAGACACGACAAGGGAGACACUUUGGUGGUUUUUGAAGUUCUACUAUCCGUGAGCAAGAAGGCUGAUCUCCAUUCGUGUCACAUGGUAUUUUCGCGAUCGCCCAAUGAUAAGCCAGGGUUUCCGUGUGGGAGAAAAACGUCAUCACUUCCUGUGUACGGAUUUCCAUUGUAUCAAACGUCAUUGUUGUUGUUUUGUUUCCCUGUAUACCUGUGGGAAUCAAGUUGAUUGCAAUUCAUCUGCUAUUUUUUAUGAGCGAAUGUAGUGACACUUCAUUUAUGUAGGUGAGUGCUAAAUUAACUGUUUUACAGCAGACGAUACCAAGUGCCUUGCGUUUGCUCGAUACAAAAGCUUAUAUUAUUUUAUUACGAUUCAUGUAGGCACUCCGGUCAAUACUUUUAGCUGUUGGGCUGCUUAAAUCUUGGUUGACGUCAUAAUACGGUACCCAGCAACAGAUAUGUAGAAAAGUUUUUCUUGGCAAUGUCCGGGGCAAAUGUGGCAUAUGCAAUAUAUUAUUGUACAUUUAACAGUAUCAUAUCGGCCCGUUUUUAACAGAGGUGUAUUUUAAUAUAGUCUACCUGCUGAAACAACUGUCAUUAUUUAAGUAUUUAUUUUACCCAAACACAGACCAUUUUGUCCCGAUUCUUAUGGCCUUUUGAAUUUCUUACCAUGGUCGUGGAUAUCUUCCUGGGCUCUGCCCGGUUUCCCGCCAUCAUAAUGCUGGUCGCUGAUAUAUAAGAGAGGUAUUCUUGAGUAAGAAUAAAGAAAUAAAUUAAUAAAUGAUGGCUGUAUCCAACGAUGAUUAGUAUCUAGUCGAGAAAAACUAGUCUACUGUUGACUAGGCGUGAAAAGGAUUUUCCAAGACACAUAGAACAAUCUCGGGCAUAGCCUCAUGACAUGCGGACUGUCUUUUGUGGUAAUGAGGGCAGAGUGCAGUCCUCUCUCUUUCUCUUUUCUUUCUUUCUCUAUUUUCAUGGUCUUGAGUAUACGACGUAAAACGCCAGUCAAAUGAGUAAAUAAAUAAAUAGGUAUUUCUCAGGACAUAUCUUCCGUCACAUGGCCAUACUGACUAUGUUUCUGAAUAGAUGUUAAAAACCGGCACUCUGAUUGGUCAGCCCCGCUAGCACUAGUACUUCAUUGGUUAUGUAUUUGAAGUGAAAGAUGCCAACGUGAGCAUUGGAGGGAAUAAAGGGGUGACCUCUGGUGUAACGAGAGUCCUGUGUACGUUUACUAUUGUCAUAGGUUAGCGCGCUAGCGCAGCGUAAUGACCCAGCAGUCUCUCACCAAUGCGGUCGCUGUGAGUUCCAGCUCAUGCUGGAUUUCUCUCCGGCCGUACGUGGGAAGGUCUGUCAGCAACCUGCGGAUGGUCGUGGGUUUCCCCCGGGCUGUGCCCGGUUUCCUCCCACCAUAAUGCUCUCCGCCGUCGAAAAAGUGAAAUAUUCUUGAGUACGGCGUAAAACACAAGUGAAAUAAAUAAAUAAAUACUAUUGUGAUAUUGUGCUGUUUAGGUAACUUAUUUAAAUUAUUGCACUCUAUAUUUAACUUUAGUAUGGCGCUUGUUACCUAUAACUUUUCUUUGCGCUAUUGACCAUGACCAUUUAUUUUAUAUGUUUGAACUGAGAGUUGAGUUUCUAUGCCUCUGCCAAAGUCUUGAGUGACGUUUUUGUUUGAUGGUAUAUUUAAAUAGUGGAGAAACUGACAUAACUGACAUCAGUGCGUGUGGUCGUGGGUUUCUCCCGGGCUCUACUCGGUUUCCUCCCACCAUAACGCUGCCCGCCUUUGUGUAAGUAAAAUAUUCUUGAGUACGGCGUAAAACACCAAUCAAAUAAAUAAAUACAGGUCAUGGUUUACGUCCACAUAAUUUACAUCAGUGAUGUCAUGGUAUAUAACUAUCGUCAAUUCGGUGGGUCCAGUUUGACGACACAUGUACCUAGUGAAACCCACACUUCUUACAGCGCAUGCUUCGCUCUCUACAUUUCCUUUUACAUCACUGUCACUAACAGGAAAUUUUGAACACAGAUCUUUAACAAUGCUGAGGUCAUUGGGGUCACGAUGAUGAGGCAGGAAGUGAUUUCAGAAAACACAAACAAUCCGCCUCUCUAAUGACACGUUACUCACAUGCAUGGAUUUCCAACCCUUUUUUUUAAUCUAGUACUGCUUCACUGAGCGAACUUGCCGAAGGCAAGUAAGCAGCCCCACCCAAGCCAUUAUACUGAUACGGGUCAACCAGUCGUUGCACCAUUCCUUUAAUGCUGAACGCUAAACUAGGAAGCUACAGCUUCCUCUUUUAAGGUCUUAGGUGUGACCCAACCCAGGAUUGACCGUGGAUCUACCGCCUCCGAGAGAAUUAGCUAGAGGAUAAUCAUGAAAUUGAUGGAUUACAUCGAGUAUGUUAAACUCUUGUGGUUGGUGCAUAUAGUUUGGUGUGUUGAACAUUUAACGUGAAUUUCAUGGAUUGCGUUGUGAAUUUACUUGAAUAUACAUGAAUGAUGUACUGUAUAAUUAUCGAAAGCAAGCAUGGGUUGAUAAGGUCACUCGUAAUCUUUGAUUGCGACUCAUCUUGUUUUGAAACAGCGCAUGCGUAACUUGUGUUUGUAUUUAUUGCUUCCGUUGUUUAAAAGGAUGUGAAAAGAUCAUGUUUUCAUAUACAUAUGUAUACAUAUACGGGAGAGCUCCUAGGUUUUUGACGUCAAUCUGGAUAGCCAUAACAUGGCAACAUGACGUCACCAAAUAAGUGGCUAGAUAAUGAGGAUUGUUUACUAUUUUUGUGUGAUAAGGGGUGUAAAAUUUUUUACAUGUGCAAUAAUUCUAGGCCACGAGCUGGCUAUGAGCUGCAUUUUCUUUCAGCGGCCCAUUAAAUUAACAUUGGUGCUGUCGAGAUGUGGCUUAUUUCAUCCACACGGUCCUAAAUUCCGGCGGUGCCGUGAUACUCUUCGUUAGUUCCAGUACUCACAAACAAUAUAUCGAAUAAAAGACAUUAAUACAAAAUAUU